AUGGAUGGAGUUGCUGGAGGUGUGGGCAAUCCCAGUAGUGCAGGGGGGUCUGGGGGUGACAGCCUCCCCAGACGAGGAGACUCUAAGAGGCGCAGUAAAGGCAGCCUGCCCUCCCCAGGUUACAGGCUGUCCCAGGCCUCUCUGGAGGGAGAGAGGGGCUCCUUUGGGGCAGACAGCUCCUCCUUAGGUGGACGGGGUCGCCGCCUCUCCAUCAUGAGCUCCACCAGGGACGGAUUUCCCUUCCGCACAGCAGGCACCCCAACCACCCCGGUGCCCCUGCCACCUCCACCCAGCUCCUCCUCUGCCACAGCUCACCCUACCCCUCCUCGCUCAGUGGGUUUUGCCACAUCCCGUGCUGCCCUUGCUUCAACCUCCUCCACCGGGACUGGAGUGGUGGUGGUGGCGACCGGCCUGGAGACCACUACCACCACUGCAUGUAACACCACAGCUGCAGGGACCCCUGAGAUGUAUGGUCAGUCUGCACUGGGUGGGUUUGGCCUGGGGUUGGACGGGGAGGACUACAGCACCUCCAACCAAAGUACCUUCAUCCAGAGACAGUUUGGAGCCAUGCUGCAGCCGGGGGUCAACAAGUUCAGCCUGAGAAUGUUUGGAUCCCACAAAGCUGUGGCUCUGGAGCAGGAGAGACUGAAAUCAGCUGGGUCAUGGAUCAUACAUCCCUACAGUGACUUCAGAUUCUACUGGGACCUGUUGAUGUUAAUGUUGAUGAUGGGGAACUUGAUCAUCCUUCCAGUGGGCAUCACUUUCUUUAGGGACGAGAACACGGCCUCGUGGAUCAUCUUUAACGUGGUCUCUGACACACUCUUCAUGGUAGACCUGGUUCUAAACUUCAGGACUGGCAUCGUGAAGGAGGACAGCACUGAGAUAUUGCUGGAUCCAAGGGCGAUCCGCCAGAAGUACCUGAAGACCUGGUUCCUUGUUGACUUUGUGUCAUCCAUACCAGUGGACUACAUCUUCCUCAUGGUGGACAGUCUUGACUCUGAGGUCUACAGGACAGCCAGGGCACUACGUAUCGUCCGCUUUACCAAAAUCUUGAGCCUUCUUCGACUUCUUCGCCUGUCUAGACUCAUCCGCUACAUCCACCAGUGGGAGGAGAUCUUCCACAUGACCUAUGACCUCGCCAGUGCCAUGGUGAGGAUAGUUAACCUCAUUGGUAUGAUGCUGCUGUUGUGCCACUGGGAUGGCUGUCUCCAGUUCUUGGUCCCCAUGCUGCAGGACUUCCCACCUGACUGCUGGGUCUCCAAGAACCUCAUGGUGAACGACACAUGGGGCGUGCAGUACUCCUAUGCUCUGUUCAAAGCCAUGAGCCACAUGUUGUGCAUCGGCUACGGUGCCCAGGCUCCAGAAGGCAUGACUGACGUGUGGCUGACCAUGCUCAGUAUGAUUGUAGGUGCCACCUGCUACGCCAUGUUCAUUGGCCAUGCCACCGCUCUCAUCCAGUCACUGGACUCCUCUCGACGACAGUACCAGGAGAAGUACAAGCAGGUGGAGCAGUACAUGUCAUUCCAUAAACUUCCUGCAGAUGUUCGACAAAAGAUUCAUGAGUACUAUGAGCACCGAUUCCAGGGAAAAAUGUUUGAUGAGGAGAACAUCCUGGGAGAACUCAGUGAGCCGCUGAAAGAGGAGAUUGUCAGCUUUAACUGCCGCAGUUUGGUGGCCAACAUGCCGCUGUUUGCGAACGCCGAUCCUAACUUUGUGACUGCCGUGCUGACCAAGCUACGCUUCGAAGUGUUUCAACCUUCAGAUUUCAUUAUCCGUGAGGGCACUGUUGGAAGAAAGAUGUACUUCAUCCAACAUGGACGAGUCAGUGUCCUGACCCGUGGCAACAAAGAAACCAAGCUGAGUGAUGGCUCUUACUUUGGAGAGAUCUGUUUGCUGACCCGUGGGCGGAGGACAGCCAGUGUCCGUGCAGAUACAUACUGUCGCCUGUACUCUCUCAGUGUGGACAACUUUAAUGAGGUGUUGGAGGAACACCCCAUGAUGCGGCGUGCUUUCGAAACUGUUGCAGUUGACCGAUUGGACCGUAUCGGCAGGAAGAAUUCCAUGCUGCUGCGGAAGUCCUCCCAGGCUGGUUCUCUGGGGGGCAGUAUGGGUCGUGGUGGAGGUCGGGGUGGAGGAGGUCCAGGAGCAGGGGGGGGCCUUGCAGCAAGUGGUCUUGGUUCAUGUGACAGCAUGCUGGUGCAACAGAUAGUGAAACAUGACAGCAUGCCUGCUAUGCAGGACGCAAUUGCAGCUGCAGCUGCUGCAGGAAGAGGUGGAGUCAUUGGAGGAAGUGGCACUGUGUCUCCUAGGCCACGCCCGGUCAUCUGGGCACCACUAGUUCAUGCCCCCUUGCAGACAGCUGCCGCCACCAGUAAUGUAGCCAUUGCCCUUAUGCACCAGCAGCAGCAACAACAGCAGCAGCUACAGCAAUUGCAGCAGCAGCAUGCACUUGGAGGUGCCUUCUUCCUGCCCUCUCCUCUUAUCUCUCCCUCUCCCUCCUCCUCUUUCCCCCUGUCUCCUCCUCGUGCUCCUGUUUUGCAGCCACUCCGCCCUUCUGUGAGCUCUCUUAUCGGUAUGAUGGCAAUUGGUGGGAUGGGUGGGAUGGCUGGGAUGGGUGGCUUGUCACCAAGAGGAUUUCCUGUCUCUCCCUCAACCAUGGGGCCUCCUGGCGGGGUCACAUCACCCCCUAUCGCUAAAACUCCCACAGCAGCUUCCCCAGUCCCAACGUCUGUCCAACAAGGAAGGACUCUUCUUUACAGUCUUCGCCUCCAGACUGAUCAUCCUCCAGUGAUUGCUGGAUCACUUGGAAUCCCAACAGGUGGAGGGCCACCAGCUUCAGCCAUCCAUAAGGUACCUACCACAAACCCCCUUGCUGCUCCUGGUGUCCCCUCAGAUGGUAACUUUCCUAUGACAAGUCAGCAGGGAGCAAAAGAAGCUCUCUUACGUCAUGGAGGAAACAGCUCUCAGGGUCUGCCAGCACUGGGCAGACUUACCCAGGAAGCCAGGCUACUGUCGGCCUCACAGCCUACUCUGCCUCAUCGUUCCUGGGCUGGAGUGCAGCCUCACCCGCCCCUACAUCGGAAGGCCUCUGGUGGGAAUUUGCUGGCGGCUCCUUUUCUGGCGGGGCAGUUAGCAAGAGGGAGCAGUGCAGGAAUGCUGACAUCUAAUGUUCCAGCCCAGCUAGUGACAAAUAUGCCAUUCAAUGUACAAACACAAGCACAGGGUGCAGUGCCAGCCCCUCCCACUCUAGCACAGCCUAUCUCUUCAAACACUGCCACAUACACAGCAUCUGCCCUUCAAACUGCCUCUGUUCCUGUACCCACAGCAGUACACCUGCCUUCUGCUGUUUCUUUGCCAUCCUCCCCCCCUCCAAAGCAGACCCCAUUGUCCUCUGCCAACCCUUCUCCCGUGCCCACCCCUUCUUCUCCAACACACGUUCUCUCCCAGACACCUCGCCCUAAAGCAACCCCAAUGACCCCAUCUGGCUCCUCUUCUCCUCCUAUCUGCUCCACACCUCUUUCAGCAGCAACAAACACGCUGCUGCUGACAUCAACUCCACGUCCAAAACCCCUUCCUACACCCUCACCUCAUUCAUCCUCUCCCUCUCCCUCCUCCACGCCACCUCCAUCUUCUCUUUCUAGUCCUGUUCCACUACCUCAAACUUAUGGGUCCAAGUCAUCUCUUACCUCCUCUUCUCCACCUUCCUCCUUGAUAACCUCUUUUCCACCACAUCCCCAAAGCCCCCGAGCCAAAGCUUCCAACACACCUCCUUCUGCUUCUCCUUUGUCAAGCUCCAGCCCUGCCCAGACCCCAAUACCUUCUUCGAUACCAACUCCUAAUCCUCGCAGUCGCACUUCUACCCCUUCCCAAACUCCUACCCAAACCACCACACCUGUUACUCCCACAAAGACAACCACCCCUACACUUUCCCCCUCUCCCAUCUCUGUUACACCUAUCCCUUCCCUGAGUAAAUCCCAAACUCCAACGUCUUGUCUCCAGCCCUCUGUCUCUAGAGGCCCUACUUUGAGCCAGACCCCAAAACAGGCCUCAGCUCUUACCCCAACCCAAAGUGCACCUACCCCAAUACCAGCUAGCACCGUCCCUUCAACAAAAAUAGUUUUUUCAGUUCAUCCUGUAAAACAAACCCCUGCUGUUGUUACUGUAAGCCCUUCUUCAGGAUCAAGUCAUUCCACCCAAUCCACCACAGCAACAACCUCAUCCUCAACAACUUUAAGCCUAAACACAAGCUCAUCCAAUCCCACCCCUUCCACCAUCUCCACCUCUCCUGGUAUCAAAUCUGCCUCUGCCAACCCCCCAAAACAAAUACCAACCACAACAGCUGCCCCCAUUCACUCAUCAAAACUCAAAUUGCCUACACCUGCCCAGAUCUCUCAGGUGUCCUCCCCUUCACCCACCCAGUCAGCACAUGCAGCCGCCCCUGCCAUUAACACCUCUCCUAAAGGAGGGAAAAAAGACCCUCAGAAGCCACUUGACAGAAAAGACUCAGAGGGACUAAGACAAAAACUUCCUGCCAACAUGUAAGCAAGAUGAGAUCUCAUGGGACAUUUAUGAGCCUUGGAUAUACAGAGUUUCACCAGAGUUGGCCCCAGACAUUAAUCAAUCUCAUGUGUAGAGGUAAAUCUUGUUUGCAUUCGCUCGAGGAUGUGGUUGUUUUAGAACCAGGUGUUCAUGUGACUCUUCUCCAAGCCAUCAAUAAGAAUAAAGACUGUA
Molecule: messenger RNA, 4731 nt
Organism: Notolabrus celidotus (New Zealand spotty)
Lineage: Eukaryota; Metazoa; Chordata; Actinopteri; Labriformes; Labridae
Product: potassium/sodium hyperpolarization-activated cyclic nucleotide-gated channel 2-like
Exons: 9
Coding region: 1-4542 (1513 amino acids)
Biological process (GO): potassium ion transport; transmembrane transport
Cellular component (GO): membrane
Molecular function (GO): voltage-gated potassium channel activity
Source: RefSeq, a predicted model, not a curated record